Molecule: messenger RNA, 4578 nt
Organism: Annulohypoxylon truncatum
Lineage: Eukaryota; Fungi; Ascomycota; Sordariomycetes; Xylariales; Hypoxylaceae
Product: RhoGEF domain-containing protein
Exons: 2
Coding region: 1-4578 (1525 amino acids)
Molecular function (GO): guanyl-nucleotide exchange factor activity
Source: RefSeq, a predicted model, not a curated record
AUGGUUCGCGUCACCGAGGAGCUGGCUCUGUCGCCAGACCAUCUCACUCUCUACCAAGCUACCGACCCUUUGCUCGGCCACCUCCCUCUGUUAAUACUGCACGGCCCCUCCACUACUGCGAAUUACACGUUAAACAGUUCGAGAGUGCAGGUCCACGUAUAUACCCCGGCCGGCUUCCAAUCAUUCCCCCGACUUACUAUCUCUCCGAACUCGCCCUUCUAUAAUGUUGUUAAUUAUCUCCCUCGCGAGUUUCAAGGUGACGAGGUAUAUCGAGCUUUGGCGUUCGGUCUGUUCAAAUAUUUCCGCGAGCUACCAGAACACGUGAAGAGCCAUGUCAGAAAUCAAUAUCCCUCUAUGAGAAGCCGUCGACCGGGCUCGGCACCUACACUUUUUGGCGAAGAGCACGCUGCCGAUAUCGCCAAGUCGAUGGUCAAGGCCGAUAAUACGCCCGAUACCAUCCAAAGGCUCCAGAUCGCCCUUCAGACGCAACAUAUUAGUAAUAUCGACAUUGACCUUGUGCUUCCUCCUGGGUCAAUUAUCCCAUUGCAACCCGCAGACUUUGAAGACGUGCCGGAAGAUGAGGAUGAUAUCUUAGAUCCGACAUUACGACAAUAUGGAAUGUAUACACCUCUUGUCAAGCUUUUUGGCGAGCCUGUAUUCCUACCAACUACAAGACUACGACGAGCCCCCUCUAAGCCAAGUGCGUUGAAUAGAACAAAGUCAUUUUCCAAGGAACAGAAGGCCGAAUUACGGAGAAAGAUGGACGAGCUGGUAGAGACGGAGGAACGCUACGUGAUGAAGGUGGACGAACUAGUGAAUCAUCUUGCACCUGAAUAUAGACAAAAGGCGAAGGACCGGCAACCCGACAGCUUUAGUCCGUCGGAGGAGGACGUCGAGAAACUGUUCCCUAGAUCGGCAAGCGAAAUUCUAGAAAUAAAUUCCGCUUUCAUGCGCGCACUGCAACAAAUGAUGGAUGAUACCGAAGGUGAUGCGUUGAGGGACAUGGAAUCCGGUGCCGCGUCUUCCAGGGUGGGCGUAUCAGGAAGUUUGAUCGGGAAGACAAAGGAUGCAAGCGGAGCUUUAGCAAUGGCAAAGAUCAUGUUGGAGUGGUUCCCAAAAUUCACCGAUUGUUAUCAGGACUAUAUUCGAGCGAGCCAGAAUUUUCCUCAGCUGAUUACCUCUUUGAUUAGCCAACAGUCGAGCUUUUCGCAAAGACUGGCCCUUACUGGAGAGCAACACCUUCGCUCCACCGUCAUCGAGCCUGUGCAGCGCCUGCCACGAUACAGCUUGGUGAUCGACCAAAUUGUUAGCUGCUUGCCCAUCACUCACCCUGCGCUUCAGCCCAUGUUAAAAGCCAGGGACAUCAUCUCGAACAUUUGCUCCAUGGAUGACCCUCUCACCGACAAGCCUCAUGUCAACUUACGCCUAAAGCAUAUGAUUGAGAGCUGGCCCGACGACCUCGAACCACACGGCCGGCUUGUUGUAGCUGCCGAUUUCUCUGAGAUACCUGCUCCGUAUCAAGUUGGUCUGCCUGCGCAACCAAUUUCGGACGAUCAAGCAGGCAUUUUUUUCCUUUUCUCAGACUGUAUCGUGAUCGCGAGGAAAGUCUACGGCGCGACGACAACAGCACGUGAUCUAAUGCGAGAAAUUGACAAGCCAUCCCCUGCAGGUCUUCUAGCUUCGAUGACGAACAUGGCGAGUGGUCAAGGCUCCUUCGAGCUUGCCUUUGCCGGUUGGCACGCUCUAGCUGACGUCCGUUUUACGGAGUCUUCCGACGGGCGUAUGAUCUGGAUGACUUCGUCGAAUGAGAUGAAGGGUGCUCAUGCAGGCGAAUACGUCACAAGCACAGCAACCACUUCGCGCUGUUUCGUGCUGCAGGAAUCGUACGAAGGCAAAGCUGCGAAGUGGAGUGAGGAUGUCGUCAAAGCUAGAGUUGAAGGCAGGUUCGCAGAGAAGGAACGCGAAGACCCUUGCUGGACUUUAAGAUCUACAAGGAUGCCUGAUACUGGCUUGGGAUUAUAUGCUGCUGUCUUUCAGGAAGGCCUCGACCAAUUGGUGGAAGGUCGAAAGGAACCGGCUCCUAUCCGUAUCGUUAUAGACAAUGAAAGAGGCACCAAAGGUGCGCCUGUGGGUCAUUAUGGUGUAGAGAUAUGUUCCGAUGUAAAGUCUGGGAAAAGGGUGACCGUCGUCACGGUAGGUCUUAACGGGAAGAAAGCGGCUGAUGAGAUUGCGUUGGAAGAUUUCCUCCCAACACUUGCUAGGAGGAUCAUUCAGCUCCUCAGCACGCAAUUCAAUGUCGCCAAUCCCAAGCUCACCGCUGCGAUGGUGUCGUUUCAUACGAAGGUACUCCGCGGCCUUAGCGUCUCCAACAGAGCCGAGAAAACGAAAUCGUUCUUAGCUACAUCGCCUGUGAAGUACCUCUCCAGUAUCCUAGGCGGGGGCAGCACUUCGGAUUUAACCAAUACUGUUAAACACCAGCGUACCUUGACAGGAGAAUCUCAAGGUCUUCCCGGCCAGUUAAGUCGUUCGAACAGUUCAAGAGACGCGGUCUCAUUGUAUGGCUCAGCCAAAAGUAGGGAUGGCAUUCGAAUUGGUGGUAUGGACGAUGAUAAGCCGGAAAAUCCAUUGGUUCGACUUGAGCAGACCUUUACGGGCUAUAUGGCUAGCCUCCAAGCACGCAAAGGUUGCUUUGUCGGUCGCACCCUACUUAACAGGUCUAAUGCUGACGAACUUUCCGUUAAUGACCUCUACAACAAACUCAUUGAAAGCCCGUUCGAUAUUGAAGCUUCAUCUGAUUUGACCCCCGAUGUCGUCUUUGCCGCCUUUGAGAAAUUUGUGCGUAUAGCUUGGAAGGAACAGAUGGGACCUAUCAUGACAUCUAAGGCCCUGGACGCCCUCCAAGAAAGAGCCUCCAAAAGGUUGCCUGGAGAUUUUGCGGAUUUUGUCCAUUUUCUCUUCCAAGAUAUGGCCCCCCAAAAUCGAAGGGCAUUCACUGCUCUCAUCAAGCUUUUAGCUGACCUCCUCGAUGGCUGUGGGAAUGACAGCGAUAGAGGAGCACUUACUCUAGCAUUCUCUGAGCUUCUAGUUGACGAUGGGUCCGCGCAUAAUUAUAUCAACCUCCUCGAUAGGCUCGUGGAAGACUGCGACCGCAUAUUCGAGGAUGGCUUAAACGGGUUCAACGCAGGGGUGAACAGUAUCGUGUCUGCCUUCGAGUCCAUCAACUCGACUACUCGUAGUGCGAAGUCGCAUUCCGGAUCGUUGACAUCGAACACGUCUUCCUUGAGAAGGAAGCUUGGGUUUGGCGACUUCUUAUCAAGACAGAAUAGCAAGAAUGAAGUGGACAAUCGAUCCUCAGUGUGGCGUAGCUUGAGCAAGCAUAACAGACACCCGGCUACGGGUGAGAGUCUAGGUUCAGUGAGAGCCACCGUGGUCAGGACGAGAUCCGUGGACGUCGGCGUUCCUUCAAGUCCGAACAAAUUAAGACGGCCCGGAUCGCGCGAAAGACCCCCCAUCGCCGGCGCUUUCGAUGAUAGCUUCUCGCGGCCCCCUAGCUCGCAUAAACUUGAAACAAUUGGGGAGCCAGAGAUCGAGGAGGCCGUUGUGAAGGCACCGAGGAAGAAGCGUCGAAGUUCAUUGUCAGAUCUGAAGAGCCUAAUGGCAGCAACGACGUUAGAGGACGAACCCUUGCAGCCUCUCUCCCAUAUGAAGCAGACUUCCGAGAAAUUUAACUCAGGUCCGCGCGUUCCACCACCCUCUAGAAUCCCAACUAGUCCAGCUUCCCAAAACCUCUCCAACAAUCUUACUCUCCGGUCAUCUCGACAAAAGGAAAAUGCCGAUGAUCCAUUCCAACCUGCGGCCCCGCCAAGCGACUCUAGAAAGGGUCACGCUAAGAUGCUAUCGACUUCUAAUAUUCCGACCCUGAAAGCUUCGCGCGAUGUUGUAAAUGCGGCAACCGAACAAAACCCUAGACCUACUUCUAGUCCAACAAAGUCUCCUGGGAAACUUCGAUUGCAGUCGACACAGAAGCUGCGAGAGCGUCUGCAGACCGAGAAAAAGGCCGUGGAAGAGGUCGAUGCCAACUUACAGUCGGAACUCUCCAAGAUUACCGCGGACAUGGCUAGGGUCAACUCCUCACUGCCCCGCAGCGCAACGGUGGACAUCAAGAAGCUGUCGUCCAGCGUAAAAGCUCUGGAAGAUCGCAUACCGCAGGUCAUCUCCGACCUAAAUAACCGUCACGAGCUACUCCAGAAAGAGAUGGAAGGCACGCUCAAGGCGACCGAGGCCAAGGUCAAGACCAUCGACCAGCUGUUCAAAGAAGCCACGGCGGAGAACGAAAUACUCUACGAAAAGUUCAACAGCGAGCUCGGCAAGAUCGUCAAAGCCCUCAAGGGGAAGGGGCGAGACGACAAAGAAGAAAUCAUGACUCGCAUGCGCGACUACAGCGAGGAGACGGCGCGUGUCAAGAGAGAGAACGCCAAAUUGCGCCGCGAGAUGGCGUCCCUACGAACCCUAGUAAAAAGCAGCAACAACAAUAACAACAACACCACCAACACCACUACUAAUACCGGCGACGCCUAG